Messenger RNA from Pecten maximus, 9037 nucleotides. Its product is annotated as nucleoprotein TPR-like. Bases 76 to 8934 code for a protein of 2952 amino acids. The transcript is spliced from 26 exons. Gene Ontology annotation, molecular function: molecular adaptor activity. Gene Ontology annotation, biological process: signal transduction. The record is from RefSeq and is a predicted model, not a curated record. Lineage: Eukaryota; Metazoa; Mollusca; Bivalvia; Pectinida; Pectinidae.
AUAACCAGAAUAAUCAUGGCCGUCGUAGGUACCCCGCCAACAGUAGAUGACACGUAAACACAACUAUCAGGAAAUAUGGAAGGCGACGACAAAAGUAGACGUGUCCAAAUGGAAAGAGAAAAGGAGCUGGAGUUUGCUGUACACAAGAGGGAUGAAGUCAUACAACAGCUCUCAGCCCAGUUACAACAUCUUACAGCACACAAUUACAGCCAGGAAGCCACACAACUUGCACAGCAGGUUCAGAUUUUACAAACUCAACUUCAGCAUGCUGGUAAGGUCCUGCAGUCACAGUCAGAAAAGCAAGCAGAAACAUCACAUGCACUCCAAGAUGCAACACAAGAAAUCAUGUCACUCAAUGAAGUCAUCGUGGAAAAGGACAGUAUGAUGACACAGCUAGCUGAGAAACUUGACCUGAUCUCACAGGAAUACACAAGGCUUAAAGAAUCACAUGAGUCCACAAAACUACGUGAAAAACAGACUAAUGAGUUAGUGCAAAAACUCAUGAUAGAUGCAGAGCAAAUGCGGAAACAAAAGUCAGAUGUUUCUAAUUCCAACAGUAUAUCGGGGCCUUCUAGCCCAACUAGUCCAACACCAGUGGUCAGUUCGGGAAUGGUCAGUGAAAUAGAGGUUGAUGCCAAAAUGGAAGCACAGCGUAGUGAACUGGAGGAAACAUAUGGUCUGCACUUUGCUCAAAUGAAGCAGGCUGUUGUUCAACAGUAUGAGGAAGAGAAGGUAACUCUAAAUGCAGAAAUUGUUCAGUUGAAGGCGGCGCUGGAGAAAGCUUCGAGAGAUAAUGCCGAAUAUCAACAACAGUUUCAACAUUAUGUAAACAUAGAUAGUAAAUUUGGGCAAUUGCAGGAAGAAUGCAAUUUGUAUAAAUCUCAAUGUGACCAGCUAAAGGGAUUAAAAGAGGAAAUUCAGGCACAAAAUGAGGAUUAUUGUCAAAGACUUAAAGAUUAUGAACAUAUAGCUGCCAAUUUGAAGGAAUUGCAAGAUGAAUGUGACCUGUACAAGUCUCAAAACGAUGAGUUAAAUAAUAGAAUCAACAGUCAACAGGACUCAGUGGUUAGUCUGCAAUCUGAGCUAGACACUCUGACAUCUGAAAACAUUCGAUUGAGAGACCAGAUGAAUUUGUUGUCACAGGACCUUGAUUCUCAGAACUCGGAAAUAGAGGAAGCUUUCUUAGAAAAAAGCCAGUGUAUUGAGAAGGCAAAGAAAUUGGAGGAAGAAGUUGGCAUGCUUAAAUCAGAAAAUGAAGAAUUCAAAAGCAAUAGUUUCAAGACGGAGGACAUGAUUUUAUCAUUGAAAGAAGCUCUGAAACAAUCUGAAACAUCUCGACAGAAGCUUGAAGCUACUAUAAUGGGAGAAAGAGAUUUGGUGUCUGGUAUUAAAAUUGAUGGUGUGACAUCUUGUGAAUCAACUGAUGAAGCAGACUUUGGGAAACUCACUGAAGAACCAAUUUCUGAUAUAGACAAUGUAUCUUUAGAAGUGCAGACUCCAAUUGGAAGCAUGCCUGCAGAAUCAGGUACCGAAGAAGUGGGGGUAAAAUUCUAUGGACAAUCUACCGUGUGUGUUCAGGGGGAAGUUACAUUACAAAAUGCCUCUCUUACCGAUAUUGAUCAGAUAUACAAUGAUACUUCUGUUUCUUCUAUUCCAUUUGAAGAAAAAUUAUCGAGUGAUACUCCCAAUGACAGUGAAGCCACUCUUACCAACAAUAGCUUUGAGUCAUCACAAUCAAAUUCAGAACAGAAUCAACAGUACAUUUCUCAGAUUGAAGCCUUGAAAGCAGACGUGGCAAGACUUUUGGAUGAGAGAACAUUUGCUCUGUCAGAGGUUGAAAAAUUAAGUGAUGAAAUUUUGGUGCUGAAGGAUAUUGGAAAUAAAGCAGAAGUUGAACUGCGGGAACUUGAUCAUGUGAAGUCGGAAAAUGAAUUAUUUCAAAGGGAGAGAGAGGAACAGUUAGAAAGUAAUUUGACUUUGAUGGCAGAUGUGCAAAGUGCCCACUUCAUUAUUGAAAACUUGGAGAAAGAGCGGAUUCAGUUACUUGUCAACAAUGAAAGUUUAGAGGAGAAAAACAAUGAAAUUCAUGCAAAAUAUGAGGAUCUUUCAGCAACAAAUCAAAGACUUUCUGCAGAAUUAACAUCUUUGGGUCAAGACCAGUCUGCCUUGGUUCUGUCUCAGACAGGUGCAAGACAAGAGACCGUUAGUAGGACUGAUGAAGCACAUCUGAAUGAAGGUGACUCCUCAGUACAUUCUUCACAUACAGACUCUGACAAUGUGUCUAGGGUGUCUACUUGUCACUCAUCUCUAGACCAAGGUCAGAUUCCUCGACUUGAUAACAACCACCUGGCACAAUUUGAUGGGAGCUUCUACUUUGGGAAAAAGGAAGAAGUUCUGUUGGAGACCCAUGAGCAGUCAGCUGACCAAAGUCAUUUAAGCGCAAGUCAAGCCAACAGUCAAACAAAUAAUGCAGAUAUGGGGCCAAACAAGACCAAAAAAGAUAAUUAUAAGAAUCAGAGAGAUCUGGAACAAGAAAUCCUACAGAUGCAGACGCAUGUUGAUGACCUACAUGCCAUGAGAGCGAAUCUGCAGGAGCAUAUAGAGCAUUUAAGAAAAGAAGCUAAGUCUCUAGAAAAAUCAUUGCAACAGACACAAGACCAGCAAACUGCUGCUGAAUCAGUAACCACUACAGAGCGUAUCACAGAUAGUGCAAAUACUACUGUUAAUGAACUCAUGGAGAAGAACAACACACUGCAGGAAGAGAAAGAUUUACUCAAUCGGAAAGUCAGUGCCUUGGAAUGGCAGGUUACUGAACUGCAGACAGAGAACAAGAAAAAUACUGAAAGAUUAGCUGUGCCAGUCGAGGAGGUUAUGGUGCAGAACUUCAUAGAGGGUGAGGAGGCUGUUUUUGUGGGUUCCAUUGACCCUUGGACAAAGCCAACAGCAGAGUCAUUGUCUUCCCAGGAUUCCAUUGAACAGGAAAUCAUGGUUCAGGACUCCCAGCAUUCUAUGUUCCUGGGACAGGAAGUGGUGGAGGACAAGGUAAAUCAAACAGGAUUCCAGGGAACAUGCGAAAUGAUGAUCUCAUCCCGAAUGUCUCCAGACUCCAUUGACCAGUUGGACAACGAGGACCAUGCAAAUGACAUUUCCUCAGAUUCUAUAGAACAGGAUGUAUCAAGACCAGAGACAAGACUACAAGAGAGGUUGGAGAGUCUGAAACAGGAAUAUGAGGCUCAGUUAGAUCACCUUCGGGAACAGUUAGCAACAGAACGACAGAAACAACAGGGCAAAGAAACAGAUCAGCAACACGUGGCAACGACAUCUUACAUAGAGACCGCUGAUCAGUUUAGACAAGGUCUGGGGAGUGACCAGCAGGUGGAACUUAACCAUGUCAUACAAGCCAUAGAAGUUAUGCACAAGAAAGAGGUGGAGUUAGCCCAGCGCCAACACGUGGAUGAUGUCAAUCUCCAGGUGAAGGCAAUGCGCCUAACCCUAGAACAGAUUUACACCAGCCAACUAGAGUUGGUGAGGGCAGAUAUGGAAAACCAGCACACUAAAUCACUGGACUCGCUACGAGAAACUCUCACCAAAGAAUACAAGGCAGAAAUCAACCGUCUCGAAGCUGAUUGGUCAAGUCAGAUGGCAGAACUUGAGGAUGAACAUGUAGAUGAACUUCAAAGGUCACUUCUUGAGGAGGCUGUUGGUUCGGAGCAGUCGAGAGCAGCUUAUAUCCAGAAUCUGAAUGAGAAACUCAGCAAUGAGCACCGUAAACUUGUUGAGAAAAUUUCGGAGGAUCUGGAAAAAGGUGCCGAGAUUAGACGGCACACUCCAAGGAAGAAACAGAAGCCCCUAACCACGGAGUCAGAAGAUGGGGAUACAGAAACAGAAAGUAUCCAUUCCAUGCCUGUUACUGGGGAGGAAUAUCAACAGGUGGAAGAGCGAGAAAAGGUGCUGGAUAGAGUGGAAGAUGUACGACAGACUUUGGAGGCUCAGCGAGAGGAGAUUGUUACACUUCGUGCUGCAAUGCUUACAGAGUACGAACAACUUCUGGCUCUACGUACGGAAACCAUGGCAUCCAACACGCAGCAAGUGGAGAAAAUGCAACACGAUAUGGAGGACCUCCAGAAAACAUAUGAGGAAAAAAUUCUUGACUUCCAGGCCAAGGUCGAAUCCAAAACAGGUGAAGCCCUGCGCUUAACUGUCACAGAACAACACAACAAAGAACUAGAAAUAUUACAAUCUGUCUAUGAACAAAAGCUUGUGGACCUCCAGGAAUCCUUCACAAAAGAAAGACUACAGCACCAACAACAGAUAGACCAUCUUAUGUCUCUUAAGCAGGAAGUUUCUUCUGAGCAUGCUCAACAGGAAGGUGAACCAACAGUAACUUCUAGUGAUGAACAUUUGAGAAGUGAUAAGGAAUUUUCAAAUCUUUCAUCUCUAGAACGUGUCAGUGAACUUGAAUCAAAAUUAGCAGAAAAAGAUUCUGCUAUUGAAUCUUUAACCAGUCAGAUUACUGAAAUCAAGGAACGAUAUGAAAAGAGAGACACUGGUCUGUCAGACAUUCAGCAGGAAUUAAACAAUAGGUGCAAAGAAUUGGAGGAAAUGAAACAAAUUCUGAAGGUAAAAGAUGAUAAAAUUGUCGAUUUGGAGAAAGAAAAGUGUGACGUGGAAGAAAAAUGUGCUAAAGAUAUGCAAGAGUCUACAGUAAGAUAUACCAAAGAGACGGAUGAAAUGACUUCUCGACUGAUUGAUAUUCAGGCAGAAUUGGAGGCUUCACGGGAACAGGAACGCAUGCUGGAGGAACAGUAUGAAGAAUUACAGCACCAGCAUGUUCAGGCACUCGAAAGUGCACAUCAAGAUUUCGACCACGAAAAACAUGUAGAAGUGGGCUCACUUCAAUCUGAGUUCAAAGUUCAGUUAGAGAUUGAACUCAAGAGACAGGCAGCAGACUUAGCGUUUGAUCAUGAAGAAAAAAUGAAAGAAAUUGCCAAAAGUUACGAGGAUAAAAUUCAGCAACUUAAAGAAGAUUUCGAUGAGAAAUUAAUAGACAUAAAAACUCGAGCUUCUGAAGCCUCACCUGAUGUAGAGGAUAAAGACUUGGACACAGAAAAGGGAUCUGUUGUGUCGCAGGAAAUCCAAUUUGACACGGUAGAUUAUAAUGUUGACACAGACGCAGCAAGUUCAAAAGCAAGUACUGUUGUAGAAGUUUCAAGUGACAGAAUUCGAUCACAGAGACAGGAAUCUGACAAUUCUAUGGAAAGUGACAGAGAAUCUGAAACAUGUACGCCAAGAGGAGGCCAGAUUUCGAUAGGAGAGGCCAGUGCAAUGUCGUACGAGACCGAGGACGAGUCGAUUUCUCAGGAUAUUACACCAGGAAGUGACGAGGCCGAAUCUAUACAGGAUACCACACAAGACACAACACAGGAUACUGAUUCAGAAACUGUGGCCGGUCUGUUCAAGGAAAUCUCCAAGGCAAAAGAGGAUACACUUUCCUUUUUACGGGCAGAGUAUGAACAGAAAAUUGCUGCACUUGAUGAUCGGUUACGACAGGUCAUGGCUGAAAACAGCGAAUACGAAAAAGACAUGGAAGCUCUUAAAGAGCAAAUUGAGGAUUUCAAAUUAGAGAAAUCAAGUAUGGAACAGAAACUAAGUGAAAUGAAAACAAAUUAUGAAAACAAAUUAAAAGAUAUUGAAUUGUCGUCUGUGACUAAUGGGGAUGUUGAUAAGGUUCGGCAAGAGUAUGCGAGAGAGUAUGACGAAAAUGUGUCUCAAAUUCGCAGGGAGUUUGAGGAGAAAAUGGAUUUAUUACGACUAGAGUUACAGGAGAGUUUCGAAAACGAAAAAGAUGGCCUUAUUCAGGAACAUCGAAAUAAGAUGAAUGAAAUUGAGGACAAGUACGAAAACUUAAUUGAAAGUGUUAGGAGUGGAGAUGCCCCAGAGGUUGCCGAUAUUGUUCGUGACCGGAUUGACACCGAACUGGAAAUGGCCAAGACUCUGAUGCAACAAGAAUUUGAUGAAACACUUGAAUCUGAACAGGCUCGAAUGAUAGAACUGCAGCAACAAGAACUGGACGAUCUACAGUCACAACAUGAGAGUGACAUUGCCGACUGUCGUAAAACCCUCCAGGCUGAGUUUGAUGGUCGCCUACUAGAAUUAGAACAGCUUCAUCUGGAAGAGAUGUCCAAACUUCAACAGGAACUCAUCAAUUCUUCGUCAGAAUCCGCACCUGCGGAGUCUAAACAGGAAGCACCGGAUUCCGUAUCUGCCGAGGUUGACAACACACAUGCAGAUUUGGUUGCCCAAGAAAUGGAGAGUUUAAACGAGAAACACAAAAAUGACCUGGCAUCUCUUGAGUCUCAUUAUGAUGCCAAAAUCAAGGAACUAGAAGAUAAGUAUUCGGGAGAGAUAAACGAAUUGAUAUCGCGCCUGGAUGGUCACCUUACAAUAAACACAGGGACCAUGGAACUAGCUGGAGUUGUGUCCCCUGUCCUCUCUGUACCUCGGCUGCCCUUAGAUAUAUUGGAUCAGAAGGAAGGCAUGGAGAGACAGGGUUCCUCCGGGGAGGAUUCUGUUCCCAAUCGCAGUACUCCUCGUGACCUUGACAGUGAGAGGUCAAUUGACAGGUCAGAAACCAUGGAAACACUUCUGCCCCCUGCACAGAUCAGCCCAACCUUAGAGGCGCUGAGUGACCGUGACCAUGAUAGUCUCAAAUCCGAGGAAAUAAUUAUGCGGUUCGACAGUGAGUCAGAGGACAAUGGGAUGGAGGAGCGUCCGGGUGCAAGAAUGGGUCACGUCCCACUGGACAGUGGUGACUUCAGCUCUGAGGAGGAAACGAUUGACUCCCCUAGAGUGACUGCAGCACCACUUGAAGAGGAACUUAUCAUUCCACAUCUAGCUUCAGCUCAGAGUAUGUUACCAGGACAGACCACAUCUCCAGAGGAGUCGAAGGAGCAGCAGAUGGAAGAGAAAGAGCAGGAUGAAAGUGAGGCUGAUCGUAGCACCAGUCCUGCUGAUAUUUUGUUACAGACACAGUCAUUGGCUGGAUUUACAUUGCCUACAUCAACGAUUGAAUCUUCAACAGGAUCUCACUCUGCAGAUUUCCACGAGACUUUGUUAAUGGAAGUUAAAGAAAAGGAUCAGAAAAUCUUACAGUUGGAGGAAGAGAUCCAGGCCUUGAACGGACAGCUGAAAAAACAGAAGGAGGAGGAGAACAUGAUUUUACUACGACGAGAAAGAGAGGCUCAAGAAGACCAAAAUCUAGAAGAACUCCUCCGACAGGAUGUGUCCCGAGUGAAUAAAGAACGAGAGGCAAUACAACAAACCAAUGAACACUUGAUGCAGCUUCUGUCUGAUGCGGUCAAGACGUUUAUGAGUGUGGAGGAGUCAAUUGGAAAGAAGUUGUCAAAGAUUGUCGUAGACACUGGUGACCAAUCAGCCCAUUCUGGAGCCAAGUCUCCUCGGUCAGCGGAACAAAGUCAUGGAGGCCCUCUAGGUGCUGAAGGAGGAGAGUUCCACGACAGUGGUGAUGUUCCUCAGGAAACGUCAAUCUUAUCGAACGAUGAAGGACUGGAUCUGUCUCAGCGACUCUGUGAGAGUAUCUUCUUGGACUCUGAAGGGGAGGAGCUUCUCACAGAUGCCAGUCAGAGACUCCAGGGGUCGGUGACACGCCUCCUCGAUAUGAUUGAGGACACCACCCACCAGCUGACAGAUGCACGCCAAACCCAACAUGACCUUGUGUCGACCCUGUCGUCAGGCCAACAGGAGUCGCAAACGCUCGAGUCUCGCUGCCAGGAAAUGGAGGACCGACUUCGGGAACAGGUGGAGGCGAAAGAGUUCCUUGCCCUUGAACUGCAUAAAGCUGAAGGGUUAAUUGAAGGUUACAGUGCUGAACGUGAGAUGUUAGAACUUCGGAUACAGGACCUUGAGGAACAGAAAGAGGCUCUUGUCCUUGACCUUGAGACCACACGCAACAAACUCGGUGACCUUGAAACAGUUCAUCAUGAAGCAACAUCACUGCGCGCAGAAAUCCAACGACAGCACAACCUAGUCCAGGAGAAUGCUGGGGAGGAGGCACAAGUUUCCAUGACGACAAGAGAAGGUGCGCCCCAUAGUGGACAAGCACUGAUGCUGGAGGUACAUAGGGUCAAUGAAGAAAAACGAGAUCUGGCCCAAAAGCUGCGUGACUUGCAGGAAAAAUAUGACCAUCGUGUGCGUGAUCUUGAGAAUGCUGGGGAGGAGACAGAACGCCAUUAUGUGGCUCUUCUGGAAGACAAGAAGGCUGAAAUGACUGACCUUCGACUCCAGCUGGACGCAUCAGAGAAACAGAACAAGGCGAACCGCCAGUUUAUGGAGGAAGAAGCCAUGGAAAGGGAAAAAGAAAGGGAAGAAUAUCAGAGAGAAAUAGCUUCAUGGGAACAGAAAAUCCUGGACAGUCAGAAGGAGAAGAAGGUGGAAACAAGACUACAACGACAGGUCGAUGAUUUGACAGAACAGUUACAAAGUCGAUUGGACCGUGACAGCGAAUUUGUGGAGCAGACAGCUCAGCUCCAGCGUGACCUCCACGACAAACAAUUGAGUGCAGAAGAUAUGAGGGCCCUAGUUCUGGACCAGGAGAAAGAACUGGAGGAGCGAGGUCGGAUGGAAGAUAUUCUCCGACAGAAACUGAGAGAAAUGGAGGAGGAACUGUCUAAACAGCAUACAGUAAACACUGAACUGUCAGAAAUAAUCAAACUGCCCCCCAAUGUAGAGUCUGAUGAGGAAGAGAUGGCUGAGACUAGCACAUCAAAUGGAGGACACAAAAUCAUCACAGGACACCGCCGCCUGUUACCAUCACAGCUAUCUCUACAACAGGAGGAGGAACUACUCCAUGAGAAAGAGGCCUUACAGCGUCGUGUAGAGCAGCAACUGAAAGCAGAUCUCAGCAUUGGAAAAUAAGCUGGAUUUGAUGAGACAUCGUGGAAGUCUAGACGAGGACAGUCAAGCAGCUACACUUCAGAGACAGCUAGAGAGACAGACAGAGUUUGUGGAGUCUCGUGAC